Molecule: messenger RNA, 1824 nt
Organism: Varanus komodoensis (Komodo dragon)
Lineage: Eukaryota; Metazoa; Chordata; Lepidosauria; Squamata; Varanidae
Gene: TPH2
Product: tryptophan hydroxylase 2
Exons: 11
Coding region: 1-1476 (491 amino acids)
Biological process (GO): serotonin biosynthetic process; aromatic amino acid metabolic process
Cellular component (GO): neuron projection
Molecular function (GO): tryptophan 5-monooxygenase activity; iron ion binding
Source: RefSeq, a predicted model, not a curated record
AUGCAGCCAGCAAUGAUGAUGUUUUCCAGCAAAUACUGGGCCAGGCGGGGCCUUUCUCUGGAUUCAGCCGUGCCCCAGGAACAUCCUCUCCAUGGCAACAUAACCCUUAAUAGAACCAAUUCUGGUAAAAAUGAUGAUAAAAAGGGUAACAAAGCUGCAGGCAAGAAUGAAUCAACAUCUGAAGGUGGGAAGACAGCUGUGGUGUUUUCUUUGAAAAAUGAAGUUGGUGGCUUGGUAAAGGCUCUCAGACUUUUCCAGGAAAAACAUGUGAGUAUGGUUCACAUUGAAUCAAGAAAAUCCAAGAGGAGGAGUUCAGAGGUAGAAAUUUUUGUGGAUUGUGACUGCACCAAGAAAGAAUUCAAUGAACUCAUCCAGCUGUUAAAGUAUGAAACAAACAUUGUAACUCUGAAUCCACCGGAAAACAUCUGGACUGAUGAAGAAGAGCUUGACUGUGUCCCUUGGUUCCCCAGGAAGAUUGCUGAAUUAGAUAAAUGUUCACAGAGAGUUCUAAUGUAUGGCUCCGAACUGGAUGCAGAUCACCCUGGUUUUAAGGACAACGUCUAUCGACAGAGAAGAAAGUAUUUUGUAGAUAUUGCCAUGAGUUAUAAAUAUGGCCAGCCAAUCCCUAGAGUGGACUAUACACCCGAAGAAAUAAAAACUUGGGGAGUAGUUUUCCGAGAACUUACUAAACUCUAUCCGACUCAUGCCUGUCGAGAAUAUUUGAAGAACUUCCCUUUGCUGACAAAGCACUGUGGCUACAGAGAGGACAAUGUCCCUCAGUUGGAAGAUGUCUCUAUGUUUCUUAAAGAAAGAUCUGGUUUCACAGUCAGACCAGUUGGCGGAUAUCUCUCACCUCGUGACUUCUUAGCGGGCCUUGCUUAUCGUGUUUUCCAUUGUACCCAAUACAUACGCCAUGGCUCUGAUCCCCUCUACACGCCUGAACCGGAUACAUGCCAUGAACUCCUGGGACAUGUGCCUCUGCUUGCUGAUCCCAAAUUUGCCCAAUUUUCCCAGGAAAUUGGCUUGGCUUCCCUGGGCGCUUCGGAUGAGGAUGUCCAAAAACUUGCCACUUGCUAUUUUUUCACCAUUGAAUUUGGCCUUUGUAAGCAAGAUGGGCAGCUACGGGCUUAUGGAGCUGGUCUUCUGUCUUCCAUUGGAGAACUCAAGCAUGCUCUGUCUGAUAAAGCCAAUGUGAAAACAUUUGAUCCAAAGACAACCUGUUUGCAAGAAUGCCUUAUCACAACUUUCCAGGAAGCAUACUUUGUCUCAGAAAGUUUUGAAGAAGCAAAAGAAAAGAUGAGGGACUUUGCAAAAUCAAUCAACCGUCCCUUUUCUGUAUAUUUCAACCCAUACACCCAAAGCAUUGAAAUUCUGAAAGACACCAGAAGUAUUGAAAAUGUUGUCCAGGAUCUUCGGAGUGACCUCAACACAGUGUGCGAUGCUUUAAGCAAAAUGAAUAGAUAUUUGGGGAUAUGAUCUCUUCAGUGCCAUAGCUUUGUAGCAUAGCUAACUCAGCACUGUUAUGAGAUGCAAUUGCCUCUUCAGCACUGCCUGUUCUCUCUCUAUUGCAUGGCCGUUGCACUUGCUCAGUGUGUCAUUCUAUCUAGCUGUAGCUUCUGCUAUGUCAGUGCUAAUACGCAAAUUCACAUAGAAAUGGAACAUACAUUAUCUCCCUGUUUGGUUACAUCUCUGUCUCAUCACAAGGUGAGAUUAGGAAGUUCACAGGGCAACUUAAAACCAAUCAGAUUUGCAAAUCUUUCAAUAAAAUGAUAUAUUAAAGCCAAAAAGCAUUACAACUAAUAGAAAAGAAUAGCAGUUGUAACC